Molecule: messenger RNA, 1503 nt
Organism: Kwoniella botswanensis
Lineage: Eukaryota; Fungi; Basidiomycota; Tremellomycetes; Tremellales; Cryptococcaceae
Exons: 5
Coding region: 1-1503 (500 amino acids)
Biological process (GO): mitochondrial L-ornithine transmembrane transport
Cellular component (GO): mitochondrion
Molecular function (GO): L-ornithine transmembrane transporter activity
Source: RefSeq, a predicted model, not a curated record
AUGACAACUCGCCCCAUUCCUAUAGACUUUACCGCCCCCGACGACGGCCCGAGUCCCUCGUCAGGUCCAUCUAAUUGGAGGAAGGUCCGACAUGCAGUCAAAGUCGCAUCUGCGGUGAAGGACAAGGAUAGGCUGUCGGGAGCAGAUACUCUGGCUGUCAGUAGUACGAGUAGCAGUGCUAGUGCUGCAUUCGCUAGAUCUUUAGUAUUGUUUACUGGGUUUCUAUUUAGAAGACCUAGCAAACUAUUCAGACCAAGUCGAGUGGACACAUGGGCAGGUCUUCGUCAACUGGCAAUAUCAUCCGACCAGACCCUCUCACCAUCAUUCAUACGUGAUCUCCUACGUCGCAAGACCGGAUUAAUAGCUAUCACACUGACAAUAUUACCUCCUUUACUGGUAAACACAACGAUGGGGUUCCUGUUAUUUACGAGUCAUUCGUUCUUCUCAUUGUCAUUGGCGAAAUUGUCGUUUUUCCAAAAACCGAAAGAGGUCGGAGUUGAUAAAGCGAGGUAUCAUGCUCCCCUCAAUUCGAAUAGUGAUACUUCCAAAGAAGAAGGGGCGGGAGAGGAAGAAGAGAUUAACCUUGAUACCCUAUUGAGAGGUCCAAGUAUCAUACCCAAUCAUCCUACCUUGUUAUCAGGUAUAGCAGGUGCAGGUGCAGGCUUGGUACAAGGUGCAGCUUUCACUCCUGUUGAGAAUGUAGUCAGAUUCCUUCAUCAAUCCACCACAUCGCUUACUUCCAUGGCAGCUAAAUUCCUCAGUUUACCUAUCCGCAAUGUCCCGAAAGCAUUUGACGCUUCUCAGCCUGCUACGCCUAUACAAGCUAUCAAGAAUCUCUUUGCAAGUGAGACAUGGAGGAAGAGUCAUAGUUGGUGGACAGGUUGGAGAUGGGCUGUUGCAAGAGAUGCUCUAAGCUACAGUUGUUUCUUCGCUGCGUUCGACGUGACUAGACGGGUGGGUCUACGAGUCAAAGCACUAUUCGGCGGAUCGAUCCAAUCUUCAUGGGACAACAUCCUAGUCUUAGAUUUCCCUUCUUCCGAACAACAAUCUUCUUCCUCACAGACAAUCACCCAACAGCCUGUACCCACAAUAGCCAGAGUAGCUCAAGCGACUACCAUCGUCACUGGCGGAGUCUUGGCUUCAAUCUUGGCAGAACUCGUCGGACGACCUUUCAGGGCGUGUCAACGGAUUAUGUCUGUCGACUCGCAGAUGCAGCUAGAAGCUGCUAAGAGGUACAAGGCAGGUGUGGAACCUAUAUUGAUAGGUGGGAAAGGAUUUGGAGGGAAAUGGGAACCCAUCAUCAAGACUUAUAGGCAAAAAGGUCUGAGACCAUUCUUACAGCCUGAUAAACCGCCUGUAUUGUCGACUCAACCUAUAGAACCGAUGGUGCAGAGACAGAGUAAGAUGACGAGAAUGGCGAAGAGAGUUGGAUGGAGGUUGGCUGCUGUUGGACCGUGGGGGUUCGGAUUUCUAGUGUGGGCUUGGGUAGGAGGGGAGGUGUGA